CGUGACAUUGCUUGUUUGAACACGCAUUGUGUUGAGCUAGGUCGACGUUACCGUGCAAUGACUGACCUCGUAACAUUCUGGGGAUGCGAACUGAAAGGUUCUACAAAAGAGGCCACGUGGGCUCCCGGCAGAGGCGAAGAUACUCAAUUGGACGACGGCGAUGAAGUUAUGCUGUCAUUAAGUCAGGCCUGUGUUGGUGUCUCAGCAAAGGAGACGGAGUGGAAUGUUGUAGAUGUUGCGACGAAAGACCGCAGUGGUGAAGAUGUGCAGCACACAAUAGUUCAACUGAAGCGUAGCGCCUUUCCGCACUGUCCACUGAGCAUUCUUCUCACAUCAGAGGCUACAUUCAAACUUGUUCAAGGAAAUGGACCAGUCCAUAUUACUGGCGAAGAAAGAAUCAGCUUUGAUGCUCGGGGUUUGGAAGUUGAUGAUGAAUCAGAUGAAGAAGAGAUGGAGACAUUUGUAAUAAAGGACCAAAAUGUCGUAGAUGGUACGAAGAAUAAAAACAAUCUAUCUGCUGCUGCAACCUACAAAGCAAGUCCAGGAAAGGAUUCUAAACCUACUAAACAGCUUCCAACAAAGUAUGGUACAGUGAUGAAGGAUAAUCUCAUUUCUAAUGAAGCUGAAGAAGAUGACGAUGACAGUGAUGAAGAGGAAGCUUCUGGAGAUGAAGGCUCGGGUGAGGAUAGUGAUGAAGAAGAUAGCGAUGACAAUAAUGACGACGACGAGGAAAAGAUAGAAGCACCACCAAUGAAGAAGAAGAAAACGAGUAGUCAAGCAGAAUCUGCAUUGAAAGGAAGUCCACUUCUAGCUAAAAAGAAACACCCAGAUGCAGCAAGUCAGACGGGUAAAGCUAAACAACAAGGAUCUGCCAAGACUCCAACUGGUUCUGGUCAGACUGAAAUACAGAAAUUGAAAGAAAAGUUGUUGCAGUCUCCUCAAGUUCCCAAGAAGAAAGAUAAGUUCUACAACUUUCUGAAACAUACACACAAGCUGCAAGAUAUUAAGACCCAGAAUGAAGUUUGGGGUUGGUGGCAGCAGCAAAAAAAGACAAAACCGUGAGCAGUAAAGGAAUCACUGUUGAGUUAUUGUAGUGACUUGUAAGCGAAACAUUAGUGGUAAAAUUUAAUGCUGCUUUUUAACUACCAAACAAAAAUGGCAAUGGGAACAGAAAAGAACUGGUCA
Messenger RNA from Corticium candelabrum, 1185 nucleotides. Its product is annotated as nucleoplasmin-like protein ANO39. Gene Ontology annotation, cellular component: nucleoplasm; cytoplasm; nucleolus. Gene Ontology annotation, biological process: chromatin remodeling. The coding region runs from base 58 to 1062 and encodes 334 amino acids. The record is from RefSeq and is a predicted model, not a curated record. Gene Ontology annotation, molecular function: RNA binding; histone binding; chromatin binding. NCBI's taxonomy places the organism in Eukaryota, Metazoa, Porifera, Homoscleromorpha, Homosclerophorida, Plakinidae. The transcript is spliced from 10 exons.